AUGUCAGAUGGAUUUAUCCCUAUAGUUUCUAUAUUCUAUGCCGUGUUCCAUCCAACGGAAGGCACGAAAAUAGUUCAUCAAUUUCCCGAGGAUCUCAUAUCAACCACAUCAACCAUUGACAAUGAUAGUGACACAAGUGCUGGAUUAUUCAAUUUCGAUACCGUGAAGAACUAUGUUAUCCCCAAACCACAAUUAUGUAAUCAACUAUUAUCCUUCAAGAUUAACAACUUCAAAGUCAUUGGAUACCCAGUAAACAUGGUAAAUGAUCACUAUGCGAGGAAUUCAUUUAAUUUUAAUUUUUGUUUUGUAUUCAACUAUGAAUUGGGGGAUGUUAGUCCGUAUGAGCCAGCAAUUAGACGUAUGGGACAAAUGUUUCAAGUAUUGGAAGAGCAGAAUUUUUUGUUGAGCAAGUUGGAUAAAGAUAAUCCAUUUUACAAGGUGACUCACGAUGAUGUGGAUACAGCUCUGAAGAUUGAUGAAUUUGAUUUGGAAUUAUAUGCAAACAGAGCUCAACGAUCGAUAGUGGAGAAUGAUGCUAGUGUAAAUGCACCCGGGCACUCCAAAACUAAGAGAAUCACCUUGUCCUCUAUUGAAUCAUUAAUCCAACAGAUUUACCAAGAUUUGAACAAUUACUCUGAAUGUUGCAUUCCAUUGGAUACUUCAAAUUCAGUUGAUAUUAAAUUGUUUCCAUUGUUACCACCACCAAUUAAUCUUAAAGCUUAUCAAGUGCCCAUAGCAACAGUUAAACUCAGAUCACUUGUCGAUGUCAAUUGGGACCCAACAAUGGUGAAGAUUCUCCCCUAUAUUGACGGAAUAAAUCCGGUCAAGAGGAUAAGUGAACUAGCCGAUGCAAACUACCUUGUGACCAAGCAAUGUAUUCAACACCUAAUGCAUUAUAAGUGUAUUGAAUUGAUUGAUAUUUUCCAAUUCUGCAACAUCUACUCGCCCACCAACAGAAUUGGUGAUUUCUUAAAGUCAGAUGGAAGGAUGGCUGAACAAUGUCAAGCGUAUGUGGUGACUAAUGGAGCAGCAGAGUCGCUACGAUCAUCCUCGUUUACCACAACCCCAGCCCAAAACUCACCCAAGCCAAUGGCAGAAAGUACUUCACCACUGACUUUUAAUUUUAGGCGUAUGCCAUCGAGCAGUACAUCGCCAUAUCUAAAGCAACAAAAUUUCUUGUCUCGAUCGCCCAAAUCAUUCACCAUGCAAUAUGCCAAUGUCAAGGUCCCUACAAAGACUAGUUUAUUUUACUUGUAUCGAUCGUUGAAUCAGGGUCAAACAGUUAAAGAAUGGUAUGCACAACACAGGCAUCUAUUAUCAAACAUCGAUAUACGUCGGUUUAUAAAUUUUGGUGUAUUGCGAGGGAUCAUAUAUCGGGUAUAUUCCUAUCCGGUGCUCAAUUUGGUAACUAGAUCUAUCGAGAGUGGCGACUUGCUCCAACCUGAGCAUAUUUUAAACAAUGUGAAACGAAAGUCAAAACAGCAACAGCAUAAAUUAAAGUUUGCGCAACUGAGUGGCGGAAGAGGAUAUGAUGAGCUAUUACGGACAAGAGUUCAUGAACAAACGUUGAAAACAGAUUCAAACCGUCGUGUCAGCUUUUCGUCAGCAGACGAUAGACAGCCACAUUACCAUGAAGAACCUCGCAAGUUGAGUGUGAUGGAUGAAGUGGUUGAAGAGGAUGAUAGUUCAACUAGCGAUGAAUCUGAUGGUGAGCAGCAACAGAAACAGAGAAAUGUACCGCAGAAUAGGUCCCUUAGAUCACAUAGAACGGCUAGCUCUUCUGGAUCAAAUAAACCAACAGUUGAAAAUGAAGAAGAUGCGAAUGGCGAAGUACGUUCAACUGAUACGAAUGACGAAAAAGAACAAGAAAUGAUUUAUUUGAUAAAGAUGUUGAAAGGGUUUCAACAUUUUGAUUCUAUAUGUACAGAACUACAGAAAUCGCGUACCGAGGUUGAAAGAAUGGUUGAGAAGUUGGGAUCUUUUAGUGUUAUAAACUGCUGA
Messenger RNA from Lodderomyces margitis, 2001 nucleotides. It is a transcript of the gene NPR2, whose product is annotated as nitrogen permease regulating protein. Gene Ontology annotation, molecular function: GTPase activator activity. The transcript has a single exon. Gene Ontology annotation, cellular component: GATOR1 complex; vacuolar membrane. Gene Ontology annotation, biological process: negative regulation of TORC1 signaling; positive regulation of autophagy. The record is from RefSeq and is a predicted model, not a curated record. Bases 1 to 2001 code for a protein of 666 amino acids. NCBI's taxonomy places the organism in Eukaryota, Fungi, Ascomycota, Pichiomycetes, Serinales, Debaryomycetaceae.